This is a messenger RNA of Paramecium tetraurelia, 3495 nucleotides long. RefSeq lists its product as uncharacterized. The record is from RefSeq and is a predicted model, not a curated record. Gene Ontology annotation, biological process: sodium ion export across plasma membrane; intracellular potassium ion homeostasis; proton transmembrane transport. The transcript is spliced from 3 exons. Gene Ontology annotation, cellular component: membrane. Lineage: Eukaryota; Ciliophora; Oligohymenophorea; Peniculida; Parameciidae. Gene Ontology annotation, molecular function: ATP hydrolysis activity; P-type sodium:potassium-exchanging transporter activity; ATP binding.
AUGGAGUUGAUUGUUGCUAAACGCUAAUUUGACGAGAUGACUAAGGAAUUGAAGCAAAGGAGAGAGGAAAUAUAUGGAAAAAUAAAGGGAGUGCCUUAAGUAGAGAAAAAGCCUCAAUCCUCGGGAAAACAGGAAAAAUUUAAAUCAAUGGAUGAACAUAGAAUUACAUUGUAGGAGCUGGAAAAUAAAUUGUAAACCAAUGUAGUGAAUGGACUCGAACAAUAAGAGGCCGAUAAGAGAUUAGGAAUACAUGGAAAAAAUUAAUUGACGGAGAAAAAGUAAGUACCUUGGUAUAUGAAACUGUUACACGAAUUAACUUCUGUGUUUGCCUGCAUGAUGUGGACAGGAUCAGUAUUAUCAUUCAUUGCAUAUGGAUUAACACCAGAAGAUCCUUCAAAUUUGUAUUUAGCCCUAGUGCUAGCAUUUGUGGUAUCUGUUACUGGAGUAAUGGCUUACUUUCAAAAUCAGAAGUCAGCAGCAUUAAUGGAAGCAUUCAAAAACUUUAUUCCUCCUGAAACAUAAGUCGUGAGAAAUGGAAAAUAAAUGAAAAUUCCAGCUGAAAAUUUGGUCCCAGGAGACUUGGUUAUUGUAGAGUUUGGCAAGAGAAUACCUGCAGAUAUCAGGAUAAUAGAGAGUAAUGGAAUGAAGGUAGAUAAUUCAAGUUUGACUGGAGAAACUCUUUUAUUACAAAGGACUCCUGAGUGCAGUCAUCCUGAGAAUCCCUUGGAAACAAAGAAUCUUAUAUUCUUUGGUACCUUGUGCAAAGAAGGUAAUGGAAGAGGAAUAGUUGUUUUUACUGGCGAUAAUACAGUCAUAGGUUAAAUUGCAGGUUUGGCAAUGUCCUCUGGAGAAGAAGAGUCUGUUUUGAGAAAAUAAAUCAAUCUCUUUGUCAAAAUGAUUGCAAUAAUAGCUUUAAUUUGUGGAGUUGUGUUUUUCAUCUUAGGUAUGUCUUAUGGAUACCCUGCAUUGUAAAACAUUAUUUUGAUGAUGGGUAUUGCUGUUGGGUAUGUGCCAGAAGGUUUGAUUGCAACAGUCACGGUGGCAUUGAGCUUAACAGCAAAAAGAUUAGCUCAGUAGAAAGUGUUGGUUAAAAAUUUGGAGUGUGUUGAAACUUUGGGAUCAACUUCCUGUAUUUGUUCUGAUAAGACUGGUACUUUGACUUAGAAUAAGAUGACAGUGGAACAUUUGUGGUACAACAACAAGAAGGUUAAAGGGUUGAAUUAUCAGAAGUUUGGGAAGAAAUAUAAUUACGAAUAUGAUUUGAAAAGUAAAGGAUUUUAAGAUCUCUUUGAAUGUGCAUCCUUUUGUUCAGAAGCUAUUUUUGAUCCAUCAUUGCCAUAGGAAAUAAGAAUGAAGAUUUAAAAUGAUAAAGUCUUUAAUCAGUAGCAAAAAGAAUAGAAAAUAUAAUUGGCUACUCAUGACUGGGAUAUUAAAUUACAGACUAUGUCUUGGUUGGAAAGGCCUACCAUUGGUGAUGCAUCUGAGAGUGCCUUGAUCAAAUUCUUAUAACCAAUUAAAGACAUUUAAGAAACCAGAAACAGCAAAAAAUUAGCUAUCGAUAUUGAUGGCAAAAAUGCAAGAAUGCCAUUUAAUUCAACAAAUAAAUAUGCUUUUGUUAUUGUUGAAUAUGAAACUGAUGAAUCAUUUUAUUGUUUGAUGACAAAAGGAGCACCUGAAAGAAUAUGGGGACUAUGCACAACUGUAAAUAAUGAUGGAUAAGAAUAAAAAAAAGAUGAGACUUGGGAAUAAGCAUUUUAAUCUAUAAACAAGUAAUUUGGUAAAAACGGAGAAAGAGUUCUUGGUUUUGCUAAAAUCCAUUUACCAAAAACAGCAUAUCCCAGAGGCUAUCCAUUCAAUCUAGAUAAGAUGAACUUCCCUUGGGAUAAAUAGUAGUUUUUAGGAUUGUUCUCUUUAAUCGAUCCACCAAAAGACUCUGUCCCAGAUUCAGUUAUAAAAUGCAAGACAGCAGGAGUGCAAGUAAUUAUGGUAACUGGAGAUCAACCUGUGACUGCUGCAUCAAUAGCCAAACAGUGUAACAUCAUCACUGAAAAAACAGUGAAUGAAAUUGCUGAAGAUGAAGGAAUUACUUUUGAAGAAGCAUUCCAUAGAUCCAAUGCUAUCGUAAUUCAUGGAGAUUUAUUGACUAAAAUGAUGAUUGAUGAUGAAGGCAAACCAGAAUAAGAAUAGGGAAGACCACUUUAAGAAUGGCUUAGUAAAUCUCAAGUAGUUUUUGCUAGAACAAGUCCUGCUCAAAAAUUGAUUAUAGUCGAUGGUUGUCAAAAGAAGGGACACAUUGUGGCUGUUACAGGGGAUGGAGUUAAUGAUUCUCCAGCUAUAAAGAAGGCAGAUAUUGGUAUCUCAAUGGGUAUAACUGGAUCCGAUGUGGCCAAAGAUGCAGCUGAUAUGAUCUUACUCAAUGAUGAUUUCUCUAAUAUUGUCAUUGGUAUAGAAGAAGGAAGAAAGAUUAUUGAUAAUCUCAAGAAGACUAUUGUUUUUGUCUUAACAGGUAACAUUGUAGAAGUUAUUCCUAUAUUUGCCUACUUUAUUUUGAAUAUACCCUUGCCUUUAACAACAGUGCUAAUUUUAUGCAUUGAUGUUGGUACUGGUAUUAUUCCAAGCACUGCUUUUGUGUAUGAAGAUGCUGAAUUAGAUAUCAUGACGAGAAGACCAAGAAACAAAUAGGAAAAUUUAAUCACUCCUAAAAGCAUUGUAUUUGCAUAUGCAUAACAUGGAUUCAUUCAACUUUGUGGAUGUUUCCUAGCAUACUUUGUUGUUUUCUAUGAUUUUGGCUUUCCUUCAGACUCCUUAAUUGGAAUGCUGGCCAAAAACGGUGUUAUUCCAAGAGCAACUGAUAUUUUUGAUCCACUUGAUCCCUUCUUUGGAAAUUCCAACCUUCGAGAUAAUUAUAAUAAUCGAGUCUCUGAGUAACCUGAAACUGUCAGUAAAAUAUGUAUUUCAGAUGACGAAGGUAAUUUUGAACCAAUCGAUUGGUUAUUCUCUAAAAAUAAUAAUGUAGAUUUGAGAAUGUAUUAUUUACAAUGCAAUACAGAAACUAACAAAUGGGAAGAAAGUGUUGUUUGGGGAGAAUGCAAAGUCAAUUAGAUAUCUCCAAUUAGUAAUAAGCCUGUAUGUUACACUACUGAGGCCUUGUAAUAUGCUUAAACUGCUUAUUUUGUUGGCCUUGCUUACACAUAAAUGUGCAAUUACCAAUCUUUGAAAACCCAUAAAUCUGCAGGUAUCUUCUAAGGCUUCAAUAAUGUGUUUAUGCAUUUUGGAUUUAUGACUUUGAUUGUCUUAGUCAUGUUGCUUACAUAUGUUGAAAGCAUUAACAUAGCUUUCCAGACCAGAGACAUACUAUUCUAGCAUUCAAUGCUGGCAUUACCUUUUGGUUUAUUGAUGUAGGUUUGGAAUGAGGCAAGAAAAUACAUGGUUAGGAAUGUUCCUUAAACCACACCGAACAUGCCUAAUUGGUGGGCAAGAUGCACAUCAAUUUGA